AUGGAGGUGCUACCUACCGCUGCACCCCUGUGCCAACAAACAACAAGCAGAGAAGUCGCCAUCUGGGAUCUUUACAUCAUGAGGUGACAGAGCCGUUUAAAUGUUUUACUGUUGUGAGAGGUUAUAUUAUUUGUGACAUUGUUUGCUGCAUGGUACACACACCCUGCAAUAAACCACGCUACAAACUGUGUCAGCAAAUCUGCACAAAUACUAUAAACACUUACAGCAGUAAAACAUAUAAAAUCCAGGGAUCAUGUACAUCAAGAAAUGUGAUCAGGGAUCUUACAUGGAUCAAUCCAUCCAACAUCAAAUUGAAAGAAUGAACGCACACAGACAUCUAUAACACUUCAUGGAGAAAACCAUUACUGCACAACAGUUAGACACCACUACACACAGAAAGGCUAUUUCAUUCAGGACAUUAAAAUCAGAAUAAUCUAAAGGAACUUGGGUAAAAGUGUACUUUUGCGUAUUUUAUUAUUUUUCAAUUUUACUAAAAGCAAGUAGCGUAUUUUAUUAUUAACAGUCAUUAUUAAGUAAAAACAUUGUGGGCGCUGCAGUGGGUCCUGUGUGUCCAUUAGGGAAGCCUGCAUUGUGUGCUCUAUGUGCAUAGUACACGGAUUGCUGUGUGUUCAAAGGAAUACCUUGCAUUGGAUGCUCUGUGUGCCCAUCAGGGUGUCUGUAAUGAAUGCUGCUCUGCCAAGGAAUAUCCUUAAUUGGGUGUUGUCCUAUACUAAGUACUGUCUGUACCAAUGAGGGUGCCCUGCAAUGGGUGCACCUGCAAUGUCUGCGCACAGGAAUACCUUGCAUUGGGUGCUGUCUGUACCAGUGAGGGUGCUCUGCAAUGGGUGCUGUUUGUGCCAGUGGGGGUGCUUUGCAAUGGGUGCUGUCUCGGCCAGUGAGGGUGCUUUGCAAUGGGUGGUCUGGGCUAGUGAGGGUGCUCUGCAAUGGGUGCUGUCUGUGCCAGUGAUGUAGCUCUACAAUGGUGUGAGGGUGCUCUGCAAAUGGGUGCUGUCUGGGCCAGUGAGGGAGCUCUGCAAUGGGUGCUGUCUGUGCCAGUGAGGUAGCUCUGCAAUGGGGUGAGGGUGCUGUCUGGGCCAGGGAGGGUGCUCUGCAAUGGGUGCCGUCUGUGCCAGUGAGGGUGCUCUGCAAUGGGUGCUGUCUGGGCCAGUGAGGGUGCUUUGCAAUGGGUGCUGCCUACACCUAUGAGGGUGCUCUGCAAUGGGUGCGCACCAUAAUAGCAAUGCAAAAAAAAAAAAAAUUACGCUAUAAUACAUGUGAACAAAACUGUAAAUAAUAAAAUACGCUAAAAUACACUUUUACUGGAACUUGAAAAAUACAAGGGAAAGCAGAGACCAUAUUUUUCUUUAACAAUCACUAAAGAGUGAUAUUUUUCUUUAACUCUAAAGAUAAUGGACUAAAUGUGUGUUGGGGCUUCUUAGAGGAGAUUUUAUACUUUUCUACCCUACCAUUACGUGUCACUAUACCCCACUCCCUCUGGCAUGUAAACUUAUUGAGCAGGACACUCAACCGCCUUUGUUCUUAUGUGUUCAACUUGUCGGGUUUACAAAUACUUCUCUGUUAGUCCACCCAUUAUACAGCGCUGCAGAAUUUGUUGGCGCAUUAUAAAUAAUAUUAGGAGUACUUUGCUCCUUCCCAUUGAACUGGUAUAUACUUUUGACACUACAGCCAUAUAUAUGUAUAUAUACAAUCAGCGCUGUAUUUGCCGCAAGGCAAACAAAGACUUUGUCUUGGGCGGCACUUUCCAGGGGGCGGCAAAAAAGCACCACCCCAAAUGCCCACGCUAAUGCCUUGUUAGCCUCGGGGCAGGCAGAAGCUGAGCUCCAGGCAGGCGGCGAGGGAGCGCUGAUUCGUGAGCUCUCCUUGCGUCAUAUUCCGGCUCCCAGCAUCACUCUGCGGUGCGUGAGGGAGCUGAGCAGAGAGAGAUCAUAAAUCAGCGCUCCCUCGCCACCCACCUGGAACUCAACUGGCCGCCUGCCUGCCUGCUCAAACAGCCCGGCCAGCAGCCCCACUGGUUCCCAAGUAAAAAAUACACCCAGCUCUCCCAAAGGUAGGGCGGCUGGGUGGAUUUAAAUUUAAAAAAAUAAUCUGCGAGUGUUGGGGGGAAAUGUGUGUGUGUCUGUCUGAGUAUGUGUGUGUAUAUCUGUCAGUGUGUCUUUCAGUGAAUGUAUGUCUGUCAGUGUGUGUGUGUGUGUAUGUGGCGGUGUCUGUCAGUGUGUGUCUGUGAGGUAGCAUGUGUGUCUGUCAGUGUGUGUCUAUGAGUGAUUGUGUGUGUCUGUCAGGGAGUGUGUGUGUGUCUGUCGGUGUGUAUCUGUGAGUGAAUGUGUGUGUGUCUGAGUAAUUGUGUAUGCCUCUCAGUGUGUGUCUGUCAGUGAGUGUGUGUGUCAUUAUGCGUGUAUGUCAGUGAGUGUGUGUGUGUCUAUCAGUGAUUGUGUAUGUGUGUUAGACUGUGUCAAAUCAGUGAGUGUGUGUUUGCCAGUGUAUCUGAGUGUGUUUGUCAGUCAAAGGGUGUGUUAGUCUUUAACAGGACGAGGUGUGGGCUUGACAGUAAGGGGUGGGGCAAAUUUAAAUUUGGGGGUACCCGAGAUCCGCCAUGCCAUGUAUUGUAUCCACCAGUUGCCCUUCUCUAACUUGCUGUCUUCUCAUUCAACUCUUCUUUCCCCAAUUCUCCAAUCCCGGGAAGCUUUACGAAACCCUUGAAGAUUUUUUUGUUUUUGCUGCUUUCCCCUCUGCAUUACAGUUAUCUUAGUUUGCCUUUUCCAUUGUGAUAAUACCCAUUGUACAGCGCUACGGAAUACGAUGGCGCUAUAUAAAUAAUAAAAGAAUAAUAAUAAAAAUAAUUGGGAAUGCUUCAGAUCUGUCACUACAAAUGUCUCAAUAUUCCAACAAAACAAGGGAUGAGAAAACUUCAUUAUUUUACAUCUCCAUUCCUGGACUAAUAACCUCACCUCCAAUACAGUCACAUGUAAUGCAGGGUGGAGCUAACCCACACUAACCCCAACACAGUGUCCUUCAUUGGUUACCUGACUGCACCCCCCCCCCCCCCCCCUCCCCCUCCCCCCAAUGCAGCACUUGAAUGCUGCACAUGAAUGCUGCAUACUAUGAUGUGUAUACACUGCAUACAGUGAAUGCAGCCAUGGUGAGCUCUGUAUAAGCUGGGGGUCACUGUGUAUAUGGAUUAUAUAGAGAGACAUACAGGCAGACAGGCAGUCAGGGUUCUCCAGCCAGCACCUCCCUCCCUCCCUCCAUCCUCCUCUGGAGCCCGGAAGUGACGUCACCAGCAGCAGCAGCAGCAGCAGGUCUGCCCAGAGCAGGGCUCCACACGUCACUUCCGGCCACCGGAGCCGCGCCGUCCCCCCGGUCACGUGACCCGCCGACAGCCGGAGGCGGGGCCAGCGCUGUGAAUGCCGGAAGCGACAUGGGCAGCGAUUGGCUGGGGCAACAGAACGGGUCCCCGUGACCGCCGGUGAGAAACAGCUAGAGCUUGCAUGCCGCCUCCCGGGAUCCCCCCACGCCCCCCCGUGACCCGCUGGCAAUGGGGGCAGUCACUGGGCUAAUACACCGACACACACCGGCCGGGUAAUAACCACACAGAUACAAUGUAACACUGCCUGCCUGUAUAGAGUUAUUACACAGAUACAAUGUAACACCGCCUGCCUGUAUAGAGUUAUUACACAGAUACAAUGUAACACUGCCCGCCCUGUAUAGAGUUAUUACACAGAUACAAUGUAACACCGCCCGCCUGUAUAGAGUUAUUACACAGAUACAAUGUAACACUGCCUGCCUGUAUAGAGUUAUUACACAGAUACAAUGUAACACUGCCUGCCUGUAUAGAGUUAUUACACAGAUACAAUGUAACACCGCCUGCCUGUAUAGAGUUAUUACACAGAUACAAUGUAACACCGCCCGCCUGUAUAGAGUUAUUACACAGAUACAAUGUAACACCGCCUGCCUGUAUAGAGUUAUUACACAGAUACAAUGUAACACCGCCUGCCUGUAUAGAGUUAUUACACAGAUACAAUGUAACACCGCCUGCCUGUAUAGAGUUAGUACACAGAUACAAUGUAACACCGCCUGCCUGUAUAGAGUUAUUACACAGAUACAAUGUAACACCGCCCGCCUGUAUAGAGUUAUUACACAGAUACAAUGUAACACCGCCUGCCUGUAUAGAGUUAUUACACAGUUACAAUGUAACACCGCCUGCCUGUAUAGUAUUACACAGAUACAAUGUAACACCGCCUGCCCUGUAUAGAGUUAUUACACAGAUACAAUGUAACACCGCCUGCCUGUAUAGAGUUAUUACACAGAUACAAUGUAACACCGCCUGUAUAGAGUUAGUACACAGAUACAAUGUAACACUGCCUGCCUGUAUAGAGUUACUACACAGAUACAAUGUAACACCGCCUGCCUGUAUAGAGUUAUUACACAGAUACAGUGUAACACCGCCCGCCUGUAUAGAGCUAUUACACAGAUACAAUGUAACACCGCCUGUAUAGAGUUAGUACACAGAUACAAUGUAACACCGCCCGCCUGUAUAGUUAUUACACAGAUACAAUGUAACACCGCCCGCCUGUAUAGUUAUUACACAGAUACAAUAUAACACCGCCUGCCUGUAUAGAGUUAUUACACAGUUACAAUGUAACACCGCCCGCCUGUAUAGAGUUAUUACACAGUUACAAUGUAACACCGUCCGCCUGUAUAGAGUUAUUACACAGUUACAAUGUAACACCGCCCGCCUGUAUAGAGUUAUUACACAGUUACAAUGUAACACUGCCUGCCUGUAUAGAGUUAUUACACAGUUACAAUGUAACACCGCCUGCCUGUAUAGAGUUAUUACACAGAUACAAUGUAACAAUCAGCCUGGCCUGUAUAGAGUUAAUACGACAGAUACAACAACACCGCCUGUAUAGAGUUAGUACACAGAUACAAUGUAACACCGCCUGCCCAUAGAGUUAUCACAUCGAUACAAUGUAAACCCCUCUGCCUGUAUAGAGUUAGUACACAGAUACAAUGUAACAAUCAGCCUGCCUGUAUAGAGUUAUUACACAGAUACAAUGUAACGUCCGCCCUGUAUAGAGUUAUUACACAGAUACAAUGUAACCCCGCCUGCCUGUAUAGAGUUAUUACACAGAUACAAUGUAACACCGCCUGCCCUGUAUAGUUAUUACACAGAUACAAUGUAACACCGCCCGCCUGUAUAGAGUUAGUACACAGAUACAAUGUAACACUGCCUGCCUGUAUAGAGUUAUUACACAGAUACAAUGUAACACCGCCUGCCCUGUAUAGAGUUAUUACACAGAUACAAUGUAACACUGCCUGCCUGUAUAGAGUUAUUACACAGAUACAAUGUAACACCGCCUGCCCUGUAUAGAGUUAUUACACAGAUACAAUGUAACACCGCCUGCCUGUAUAGAGUUAUUACACAGAUACAAUGUAACCCCGCCUGCCUGUAUAGAGUUAUUACACAGAUACAAUGCAACACCGCCUGCCCUGUAUAGUUAUUACACAGAUACAAUGUAACACCGCCCGCCUGUAUAGAGUUAUUACACACAUGCAAUGUAACACCGCCUGCCCUGUAUAGAGUUAUUACACAGAUACAAUGUAACACUGCCCGCCUGUAUAGAGUUAUUACACACAUACAAUGUAACACCGCCUGCCUGUAUAGAGUUAUUACACAGAUACAAUGUAACACUGCUCGCCUGUAUAGAGUUAUUACACACAUACAAUGUAACACCGCCCGCCUGUAUAGUUAUUACACACAUACAAUGUAACACCGCCUGCCCUGUAUAGAGUUAUUACACAGAUACAAUGUAACACCGCCUGCCUGUAUAGUUAUUACACAGAUACAAUGUAACACUGCCCGCCUGUAUAGAGUUAGUACACAGAUACAAUGUAACACUGCCCGCCUGUAUAGAGUUAGUACACAGAUACAAUGUAACACUGCCUGCCUGUAUAGAGUUAGUACACAGAUACAAUGUAACACUGCCCGCCUGUAUAGAGUUAUUACACAGAUACAAUGUAACACCGCCUGCCUGUAUAGAGUUAUUACAAAGAUACAAUGUAACCCUGCCUGUAUAGAGUUACUACACAGAUACAAUGUAACACUGCCCGCCUGUAUAGAGUUAUUACACAGAUACAAUGUAACACUGCCCGCCUGUAUAGAGUUAUUACACAGAUACAAUGUAACACCGCCUGCCUGUAUAGAGUUAUUACACAGAUACAAUGUAACCCCGCCUGCCUGUAUAGAGCUAUUACACAGAUACAAUGUAACACCGCCUGCCCUGUAUAGAGUUAUUACACAGAUACAAUAUAACCCCGCCUGCCUGUAUAGAGUUAUUACACAGAUACAAUGUAACACUGCCUGCCUGUAUAGAGUUAUUACACAGAUACAAUGUAACCCCGCCUGCCUGUAUAGAGUUAUUACACAGAUACAAUGUAACACCGCCUGCCCUGUAUAGAGUUAUUACACAGAUACAAUGUAACCCCGCCUGCCUGUAUAGAGUUAGUACACAGAUACAAUGUAACACCGCCUGCCCUGUAUAGAGUUAUUACGCAGAUACAAUGUAACACUGCCUGCCUGUAUAGAGUUAGUACACAGAUACAAUGUAACACCGCCUGCCCUGUAUAGAGUUAUUACACAGAUACAAUGUAACACUGCCUGCCUGUAUAGAGUUAGUACACAGAUACAAUGUAACACCGCCUGCCUGUAUAGAGUUAGUACACAGAUACAAUGUAACACUGCCUGCCUGUAUAGAGUUAGUACACAGAUACAAUGUAACACCGCCCGCCUGUGUAGAGUUAGUACACAGAUACAAUGUAACACCGCCCGCCUGUAUAGAGUUAUUACACAGAUACAAUGUAACACUGCCUGCCUGUAUAGAGUUAGUACACAGAUACAAUGUAACACCGCCUGCCUGUAUAGAGUUAGUACACAGAUACAAUGUAACACCGCCUGCCUGUAUAGAGUUAUUACACAGAUACAAUGUAACACCGCCCGCCUGUAUAGAGUUAUUACACAGAUACAAUGUAACACCGCCUGCCUGUAUAGAGUUAUUACACAGUUACAAUGUAACACCGCCUGCCUGUAUAGUUAUUACACAGAUACAAUGUAACACCGCCUGCCUGUAUAGAGUUAUUACACAGAUACAAUGUAACACCGCCUGCCUGUAUAGAGUUAUUACACAGAUACAAUGUAACACCGCCUGUAUAGAGUUAGUACACAGAUACAAUGUAACACUGCCUGCCUGUAUAGAGUUAUUACACAGAUACAAUGUAACACUGCCCCCUGUAUAGAGUUAUUACACAGAUACAAUGUAACACCGCCUGCCCUGUAUAGAGUUAUUACACAGAUACAAUGUAACACUGCCCGCCUGUAUAGAGUUAUUACACACAUACAAUGUAACACCGCCCGCCUGUAUAGAGUUAUUACACACAUACAAUGUAACACCGCCUGCCCUGUAUAGAGUUAUUACACACAUACAAUGUAACACCGCCUGCCUGUAUAGAGUUAUUACACAGAUACAAUGUAACACCGCCUGCCUGUAUAGAGUUAGUACACAGAUACAAUGUAACACUGCCCGCCUGUAUAGAGUUAGUACACAGAUACAAUGUAACACCGCCUGCCUGUAUAGAGUUAGUACACAGAUACAAUGUAACACUGCCCGCCUGUAUAGAGUUAGUACACAGAUACAAUGUAACACUGCCCGCCUGUAUAGAGUUAUUACACAGAUACAAUGUAACACCGCCCGCCUGUAUAGAGUUAGUACACAGAUACAAUGUAACACUGCCCGCCUGUAUAGAGUUAUUACACAGAUACAAUGUAACACUGCCCACCUGUAUAGAGUUAUUACACUGAUACAAUGUAACACCGCCUGCCUGUAUAGAGUUAUUACACAGAUACAAUGUAACACCGCCUGCCUGUAUAGAGUUAUUACACAGAUACAAUGUAACACUGCCUGCCUGUAUAGAGUUAGUACACAGAUACAAUGUAACACCGCCCGCCUGUGUAGAGUUAGUACACAGAUACAAUGUAACACCGCCCGCCUGUAUAGAGUUAUUACACAGAUACAAUGUAACACUGCCUGCCUGUAUAGAGUUAGUACACAGAUACAAUGUAACACCGCCUGCCUGUAUAGAGUUAGUACACAGAUACAAUGUAACACUGCCUGCCUGUAUAGAGUUAGUACACAGAUACAAUGUAACACCGCCUGCCUGUAUAGAGUUAUUACACAGAUACAAUGUAACACCGCCCGCCUGUAUAGAGUUAUUACACAGAUACAAUGUAACACCGCCUGCCUGUAUAGAGUUAUUACACAGUUACAAUGUAACACCGCCUGCCUGUAUAGUUAUUACACAGAUACAAUGUAACACCGCCUGCCUGUAUAGAGUUAUUACACAGAUACAAUGUAACACCGCCUGCCUGUAUAGAGUUAUUACACAGAUACAAUGUAACACCGCCUGUAUAGAGUUAGUACACAGAUACAAUGUAACACUGCCUGCCUGUAUAGAGUUACUACACAGAUACAAUGUAACACCGCCUGCCUGUAUAGAGUUAUUACACAGAUACAGUGUAACACCGCCCGCCUGUAUAGAGCUAUUACACAGAUACAAUGUAACACCGCCUGUAUAGAGUUAGUACACAGAUACAAUGUAACACCGCCCGCCUGUAUAGUUAUUACACAGAUACAAUGUAACACCGCCCGCCUGUAUAGUUAUUACACAGAUACAAUAUAACACCGCCUGCCUGUAUAGAGUUAUUACACAGUUACAAUGUAACACCGCCCGCCUGUAUAGAGUUAUUACACAGUUACAAUGUAACACCGUCCGCCUGUAUAGAGUUAUUACACAGUUACAAUGUAACACCGCCCGCCUGUAUAGAGUUAUUACACAGUUACAAUGUAACACUGCCUGCCUGUAUAGAGUUAUUACACAGUUACAAUGUAACACCGCCUGCCUGUAUAGAGUUAUUACACAGAUACAAUGUCCCUAUAGAAUGUCAUCUGACACAAUGUUACACUUUCACUACUACUAAUAGACACAAUGUAGCACUUUCACCUUUACCAAAUUUUUAUCUUCUAGGACAGGGGGUCUAUAAAAUAUAACACCUUUUAUCUUUAUUAAAUCUGUAUCUUAUAGGACAGGGUGUCUAUAUCUUUACUAAAUCUGUAUCUUAUAGGGCAGGGAUGGAUGAACUGUAACACUUUCACUAAAUUUUUAUAUUCGAGUACUAAAGCAGGAGUGGAUACAAUGUAACUCUCAUCUUAUUACAUCAUUGUCCUCUAAGGUAGGGAUGGACAAAUGUAGCACUUUCCCCUUUAAUAAAUCCUUAUCUUAUAGUUCAAUGGCAGGGAUCUAUAAAGUGUAACACUUUAGCCUUUACUCUAUCCUUGUCCUCUAAGGCAGGGAUGGGCAAAACGUAACUCCCAAUUGUAGCCUCCAGGCUGGCAAAGUAUCACUGGAGUUGUAGUUCUACAAUGUUUGAAGUGUCUGCCUUUUACCUUGCUCCAAAGGCAACAAGAAUAUUCUUUGUUUUUCUCUUAUCCUGAUGACACAUCUAUAUUCUCUAUCUUAUGUUUAUACUUAUAUUUCUUAUCUAUCUGUGCAGCUAUCUAUUUUGUCAUGUCUUGGCUAGGUUUGGACUGAGUAUGUAUUGUUCCCUGGGUCAAAGACGAUUAGCGCCCUCCAUAACAUUAUCAAGUUUGAUCAUUUUACUUUCCAGGGAGCAGGAAAAAAGGAAAUGAAAAAAGUUAAAAAUACCACAGCUUCCAUUUAGUCUCUACGUUUUACAACUAUGCGGUGUGUUUCUUUGUAACACAAUCUAGUGUAACCUUAUCUCUGCACUGGGGAUGAUAUGAACUUACUAUUUAAAAUCUAAUUUACAAACCAAGAGUUUGUCAUAGGCCUUGGAUAUUGCAAACUAUUAUUUAUUUAUUUUUUCAUUUGUUCGUUAUGGGCAAUACAUAAGCCUUUGGGAUGUUUUGGAAGUGGUAUGUUUGGAUUGCUAUUGCUAACAUACAGUAGGCACAUAUGUAUGCACAAGGCUAAAUAAAUUUACAUUUUCAAUGUGUCCAAUUAAUAGUUUUAAAUGCUUUUAUAGUGUUAGCUUGAGAAUUGUCAGUGAUGAAAAAGUUUGCAAACUGAUCCUAAUUAUUUUAGCAUGAUACUUAUCUCAUUAUAAAUAUCACUGUAACUUUUAGGAAAUAAAAAGUUUUAAUAAUUUUGUUAUUAAGGCUUUAUGCGUUUGCAUCCUUCUUAAAAUGCAUUCAGGAAAUUCAUCUGCUGGAAGUAAAUAUUUUACUCCAAUUUACACAAGACAACUUUUGAGAUAAGCAUAUUUGUAAAAUGAUAUCACUCAAAUAUUGAUUUAGAAAGUUUCUUAACCACAGCAGUAGUCCGUACAUUGAUAAUAAAUCAGUCAGGUCAGCAAUUUACUAAUAGAAACAUUUUUAGGAACUGAUUUUAAAACAUUUGUUUGCAUAUAUUGUGAACUUCCAUUUCCUAAAACUGAGUUUUGUUGGUUGAACCCAUGAUGUCUGGUGGAAUGAGAGGUAAAUAUAGUUUAAAACUCACAAACAUGUUACUUAUUUACCUAUUUAGUAACAUUUCUUAAAGACUAGCUGGUCUAUUGAUCGGGGUUUUAUAUAUUGACUCAAUACUAUUUGUGGUUUAUUCUUCUCUUAAGUGUAAUUGAAACAGUCUUUCUUUCUUUCCCUCUUUAGGUCAGUCUGCAAUAUGGUCUGAAUAA
This is a messenger RNA of Pelobates cultripes (western spadefoot toad), 10762 nucleotides long. NCBI's taxonomy places the organism in Eukaryota, Metazoa, Chordata, Amphibia, Anura, Pelobatidae. The record is from the annotation of a GenBank genome assembly.